AUGUCAUUCGACUUGGAAAGUUGUGAAAAUACAGAAUCAUCAGGUGCCUCAAUCGAGGAAAAACUUCCAUCCAAAAAUUGUUUGAUUCGCGGAAAAGAUGCGGUUUAUGCAGUUGGCCGAAAAAUUGCACAAGGAAGAUAUGGAGCUGUUUAUGAGGUAAAGUUCCCAAAACUUUAUUUUUAGAUAUUUUUUUGAAAAAAGUGUAUUGUUUUCGAUUAAAAGUAAAUAGCGUUUCUAGGAAGAUUAGAUAUAAAAAUUUUAUUUGUUUUGAAAGAUAUCAGCUGACAGAUAGAAGGAUUACUGUAUCUAUAAAGUUUCAAGUCUCCAAUAAAUAUUUUUGCUCAGGUUCUUCGACGUUCGGAUGGAAAACCUUUUGCUUGUAAAUUGGAAAUCUGCGGAACACAUUCACAUGGACUUGAUCAAGAUUAUUCGGUUAUGAAUAAAGCAGCAAAACGAGGAGCAGAGAAUUUGGUGAAAAUGAUAGAUCGUGGAAAAAUUGAGGAGCAUUUUAAAUUUAUCAUCAUGCCCUUGGUAAUAUUUUUUUCCUUUUUACUUUUUUCUGCAUUCAAUCAAAUCACAAAUAAUAUUUUCAGCUUGGCGAUAAUUUAAUGAAUAUGAGAUUUAUGUUUGAAGAUGGUCGUUUUUCUCUGUCAACUGGUCUUCGAUUAUCCCUUUUGGCUAUUUCUCCAAUUCAAACUCUUCAUUCAAUUGGAUAUGUUCAUCGAGAUAUAAAAGCAUCAAAUUUCUGUGUUGUCGGAAAUUUGAAUGGUCGUCCCGAAGAAUUGAAACUCUGUUUAGUUGAUUUUGGAAUCAGUCGAAGUUUCAAAGAUAAAUCGGGAGAGUUGAAAACUCCAAGAAGUGAUAUAAAAUUCCGCGGGACAAAUCGAUAUGCUUCUUUGGCUGCACAUUAUGGAGAGGAACAAUCACCGAAAGAUGAUUUGGAAUCGUGGUUUUAUAUGAUGAUUGAGUUGGUAUCUGGACAACUUCCUUGGACAUAUUUGCAUAGAGAACAAACUAAAGAAACUGCAGCAAUGAAAGAACAUUGUCGAACAUCUGAAGGAUGCUUAUUAAUGAUGAAAUAUUGCCCAAGAGUUAGUUGGAAACUUCUAAAAAACGAAAAUUCAAACUUUUUCUAAAAAUGAAAAAAUUUCGGUGCCUCAUGCUGGAAUCGAACCAGCGACCUUCUGUUUACUAGACAGACGCUCUGCCACUGAGCCAAUGAGGCGGACGAACCCACGGGCGUUAAUAAAAAUGAUAAGACUGAAUUUUUUGAAGGUCGAAUUUCGUCGCAUUCAAACAUAUUUGAUGGGUUUGAAAUAUCAAAACACAGUCGAUUAUACAUUUAUCUCGGAAGUUGUUCAAUUGGCGAUGCGGAAUAAUGGAAUAAAAAUGGAUGAGAAAUUUGAUUGGCAAGAGGAAAAUGAAUAA
Messenger RNA from Caenorhabditis angaria, 1428 nucleotides. The record is from the annotation of a GenBank genome assembly. NCBI's taxonomy places the organism in Eukaryota, Metazoa, Nematoda, Chromadorea, Rhabditida, Rhabditidae.